Molecule: messenger RNA, 2503 nt
Organism: Xenopus laevis (African clawed frog)
Lineage: Eukaryota; Metazoa; Chordata; Amphibia; Anura; Pipidae
Gene: abo2.S
Product: alpha-N-acetylgalactosaminide alpha-2,6-sialyltransferase 2-like [provisional] S homeolog
Exons: 9
Coding region: 419-1993 (524 amino acids)
Biological process (GO): glycoprotein biosynthetic process
Cellular component (GO): Golgi membrane
Molecular function (GO): sialyltransferase activity; transferase activity; alpha-N-acetylgalactosaminide alpha-2,6-sialyltransferase activity
Source: RefSeq, a predicted model, not a curated record
UCACUCUUUCCUUGUACUGGCUGCUGACACUGCCCCUUAUACACAGCGCACCCUGCCCACAGCCAACACAGCCCACACCAAGUGUGUGUAGAGAUACGGAUGAGGAGUCUCUCCCAGUCCCUGUCCCAGACAGCCACAUCCCUGCUCAGUCAAGUGCUGCAUCGACAAGCACAGUGUUGCCUACUUGUACGGGCAAAGAAAGAAUUUGCGUUAUUACCCAGGCGCAAACACUCUCUAUCAGUAAAAGACCCCCUCCUCCUCUUUUACGCACACAUAACCUUGUGUGAAGUUGUAAACAGUGUAAAACUUCCUCUGUACUUUGUCACCGCGAUAUCCUGUGAGAUACCGCAAAAUCCAAAGUCCCCCAGAGAGACGUCGCUAUAGAGAUGAAAAUCAACAUUUUACAUUGAGCGCGGGCAUGGGAAUCCUGAUUGGGAGAAUGGGAUGUGUUCCCCGUGCGAAGAAUGUACGCUUUAGAACCCUACAGAAAAUCCUCUUCACUCUCUGCCUGCUCACGUUAUUGUUCAUGGUCGUUCUUUACAAGGACCGGAUCUUACAGCGGGUCGCUCAGAGCCUGCCCGCAAUCAGCCCCAGUGAGCUGACAAAGGUAUCAGGAAUCCUGGGAGAUACCAACAGAAGAUAUCUGCAUCCAUCUGCAGCUAAUAAAAGCUUGAAAUUGUCAACUCAAGAAUCACAGAAAAUUACUAAAUCAAACAACAUGACUAUAGUGUUACCAGUUUUGAAAAAAGAGGGAACUGAGCAAUUAAUCAAGAGGACAUCUUCCAAAGUAACCACUGAGUCUUCUAAAACCACCCUAGAGUCAGUAGGCAUGACUACAAAGCACUUAGAAACCACUACUGAGUCUCCAACUAUCACCACAAAGCAUUCCAUAAUUACAGAGCCUGAAAAUGUCCCAAGAAAUCCUUCCAGAAUUACUGAGUCUCCUCCUGUCACCAAAGAGAAUUCAGAAAUCAUCUCCAGUAUCACAAAAGCCAGAGAAAUAACAACCACGUUAUCUUACCUUGGGGAUGCCUAUGGAUGGGACAACACUUACCUUAACUCUAGCUGUCUAAAUCGCACUAGAGAUAAGCUUAGAAGCAAUGAAUUCAAUGGGACCUUUGUGAACAACAUCCCGGUCUUUCAGUGGAAAAAACAUGCAAUUCUGUCUGAGUACCAACGACUAAAGAGAUAUAUGGGGACAUACGGAUGGAAGGAACUACCCUGGCAAAUUCUUAAUGAGACUUUGAACUUGCUGAAUUCUUCAGGCAAUGGGUACCUUUUUGAUACCUGGAAGGGUCGUUCACCUUGUGUGCGCUGUGCUGUUGUGGGUAAUGGAGGCAUCUUGAAUGGAUCUGGCAUGGGUGCUGAGAUUGAUGGACAUGAUUAUGUGUUUAGGGUCAAUGGUGCCAUCACAAACGGCUAUGAAAAUGAUGUAGGCAGAAGAACUUCAUUCUUCUUCUUUUCCACAAACACUCUGUUUAAUUCACUUGCUGCUUAUAAAAAGGAUGGUUUCAACAAGAUUCCAUAUUUACAGGAAACUCGCUUUCUCCUUUUGCCAGACCAUGACAGAGAUUAUCUGUUAGUCCGAGCUGCCCUUACUAACACUGUCAUUGACAGAGGUAGAGACAAGGGAAAAAGGCCAUCAAAUUAUUUUGGUCCCAAUCUCACCACAGAGCAUUUCAAAAUUCUUCACCCAGACUUCAUGCGAUAUCUGCGGAACAGGUACCUGUGGCAUCCUAUCUUAAACACUAAACAACGGGACAUUUACCGCCCAAGUACUGGUGCCUCCAUGUUGCUUAUGGCUGUGCACACGUGUGACCAGGUAAGUGCCUAUGGAUUCAUCACCCCAAACUAUGGGAAGUUUUCAGAUCACUACUAUGAUAAGUCAGUCAAAAAGGUUGUAUUCUACAUAAACCACAGUUUCCUAAGGGAGAUGCAACUGUGGCAAAAACUUCAUAAAGCUGGGGUAAUUAAGCUCUACAUGAGAGACUGAGUUACAAUGAAGAGGUAGUAACAAUCUCAUGAAGCCCCUGCAGUGUCAGAGAGUCUCAGUGUUGGCCCAGCAUUCAAGGCUGCAGACCUGACAUCAAUGCCUUGUGUCUUUUCCUGGAGUAUAGGAAAAUAGCUGCUCUCGCUGAUGCAAUCUGCAGCAUUUACUAUUGUGUCUACACUGGAUUAAAUGUGCAAAAGUACACAGUUUAAUUUUGAUUAAUUGUGUCAACAACAAUCAAGGAAACCAUUCUCUAGAAUUCUGUCUGAUUCAAUUUAGCUGUCACCCACUUGGCCAAUUUAUUUUAAUGAAAGGAAAAUGUUUAUGCAGAACCCAAUAGGAAUUUUAUUUACUCAUUUAAAACUCAGGUGGACUCUUUUUAAGUGGAUAAAUUGGAGCCGUUACUGUUAAAGGGGUUGUUCACCUACAAACAACUAGUUGGUUUCAGAAAGAUCACCAGAAAUAACGACUUUUUCCAAUGACUUUCUAUUUUCUAUGUGUGAGGUUUUUCUA